Molecule: messenger RNA, 1596 nt
Organism: Symbiodinium necroappetens
Lineage: Eukaryota; Dinophyceae; Suessiales; Symbiodiniaceae
Source: the annotation of a GenBank genome assembly
AUGGCAGAUGUGAACCUAGGCCGUGAGGCGAUGCCUCAACCACCCGGCUUCGAAAAGACCGAUGCAGCUUGGUCAAGCUACAAGCCCACAUCUUCGGCACAUGGCGGCUGGGAUGACAACGACCGUGGCAACAACCGAAGUUGGGAAAGCCAGAACGGUCAUGGUUCAGACAAGUGGAAAAACGACAAGUGGAGUGGCGGAGGAGGCGGACGUGCCAAGUGGGGGAAUUCCAACUGGUCAAAGGAUACGGAUACCUCGUCGUCUUGGUAUUCAGGUGGUUAUGGUGGCCUAGUGGGCGAGGACAAUGCCACCGUUGAAGUCCAGGAUGAGGAAGUCGAAUUUCCCCGGACAGAGAUGCUUCUGGCGCAGGAAGAUUUUGAAAGCCUCGGCGUGUGCAAGGAGGUCAUGGAAGGCAUCAACUUCCUUGGCUACGUGAAGCCUUCGGUCAUCCAGGCGCACACGCUGCCACGAAUUCUCGGCGAACCAGGUCAGGGAGGUAAAAGCCUCCAGGCGCAGGCGCAGAAUGGAUCUGGCAAGACUGCAUGCUUCAGCAUCGCUGUGCUGCAAGCGCUUGACAUCAGUGUCUUGCAGCCACAGGCGAUGGUUUUAUGUCCAACCAGAGAGCUGGCACGUCAAAACCACGACUUCAUAAACCUCAUUGGGUAUGGAAUGAAACCGAAGACUCAUCUGGUGUGUCCGGGCAUGGAGCGUGUUCCGACCGGCUCUACGAUUGACUGCCACAUCUUGAUUGGCACCCCUGGGAAGAUGAUGGACAUGUGCAAGAAGAGAUUCGUCUACGUGAAGGAGCUCAAGGUUCUGGUACUUGAUGAGGCCGAUGUGAUGCUUGAUCAGGAAAAUUUCAUGGGCACCCACGUCAUGGACGUCAGGAAGCAUCUGCCACAAGAUAUCCAGAUUCUCUUCUUCAGUGCCACAUACCCCGAUUAUGUGCAAAUCUUUGCACGGAAUCUGCUUGCGAGCAAGACGGUCAUCAAGGUCUCGAAAGAGGCGCUGACCGUGGCCACCAUCCAGCAAACAUACAAGGUUUGCGAUGAUGAGAGCGACAAGUUUCAGCAGCUGAUGAAUAUCUAUGGUGCUCUCAGCAUGGGCCAGAGUAUCGUCUUCUUCAACUCGAGAAGCAAGGCCUUCCAGAUAGCGGAGCAGCUGAAGCAGGAGGGCCGAGUUGUGUCGCUGAUUUGCGGCUCGAAGUCAAGCGGCCAAGAAGAUGGCCUGACAGUCGAAGAGCGUGAUCGGGUGAUGGGCGAGUUCCGUAGCGGCGUGACCCAGGUUCUGGUCGCGACGGACGUCCUUUGCCGCGGGAUCGAUGUGCCUCAGGUCACCCUGGUGGUGAACUACGAGAUGCCGCUCACGCGAAACUGGACUGUCGCCAUGGAUACGUACCUGCAUCGAAUUGGAAGGACUGGCCGGUUCGGCCUGAAAGGCGUCGCGGUGAGCCUCGUCACGACGGAUGAGAUCAAGCACGUGCAGGAGGUCAUGGAGCACUACCAGUGCAAAGUCCAGGAGAUCGACUACGACUGGGAGGAGUUUCAGGAGAAGCUCAGUGUUUUGCGUGUGCAAGAAGAGCCGGAUGGGGAGUGA